This is a messenger RNA of Struthio camelus australis, 8272 nucleotides long. NCBI's taxonomy places the organism in Eukaryota, Metazoa, Chordata, Aves, Struthioniformes, Struthionidae. The record is from RefSeq and is a predicted model, not a curated record.
UGCCAUUUUUUGAGCAAUGCUGUCACAAUGUACGUUGCCAAACUGUCCUGCAUUCUGUGAGCUAAAUAGCAGUCUGUUCACAGUGCAGUCAAUCAGUCUGCUUGCUGUAGGGUUAAGAGUGCAUUGCUAGCAAAACUUUUUUUUUGUCAGGAAUAUACUCACACAUACGUUGUUUUUAUGGCACAGCUAUGUCUUUAUGAGGGAUUUCUGUCAGCAGUUAUCUUGGUAGGAACCGAAUGUCUCUGCACUUUGGACUGACGUAGCAAAAGGGACAGAAAUCUGUAGCAAAGAUCGGGUAUUUAGAAGUGAGCCACAUAAUAAGUUGGGUUUGGGGAGCUAUGGGAGCAAAGACAUCUUUCUCUUGCCUCUUUUGAGAUCAGAGUCACUAGCUCUAUACUUCUCUUCUGCAUAUUGCUUUUCAGCAAUAAGCUUCGCAGCAGGUUAGCUACUGUUAGCUUAUUACUUGUGGAGCCAGAUUGUUUUUGUUAUGCUAACUUUUUUAAAACCCUAAGCGAUUAUUACGUAGUUAGAAAAUUAGUUAAAUUCCAAGCCAAGGAUUUGUUGCUUUCCAAAGCAUGGUGUUAUCUACUUACUUAAUGUUCAGAGACUUAUAUUAAUUUAUAGUUUCCCAAGAUCCUAAAACAAUUAUCUGUCACAUUAUCUGUAUGUCCACCCACCUGAUAAGCACUACAUGAAACUUACUUCCAAAAGCCACCAUCUGUUCUGUUAACUGUUGUGACUUGUCAGAUUUUGCCACAUGUGCUUAACACCAUUCCGCGUAUAGUAAAUCACUCUGUAGCAGCUCUACUGUCUUGACUGGAUAAGCUUUUCUUCUUGAUAUGAUUUGAGAUUGUUGUACGUUGUGGAUGAAUGGAGAGAGGCUGCUGAAUUUUAAGUAUAAAUUGCUCAAUUUCAGUUUUUUUCUGUAAACCAAUGAAAUAAGACACAUUAAUUAUUACUUACAUAGUACUGUCAGCAUGCUAAAUGUAGGAUUUAAAUUACUAUAUAGAAAACUGUAGGAUUUAAAUUAACUAUAUAGAAACACUCAGGUGCCAGUGCUUGGUGUAUGAAAUAUGUACUUAUUCUGAAAAUUAUGAAGUGGUGGAUAAGAACUGAGCUUGGAUACAAAAAUCAUCCAUGGUAUUAAAGUUAUGCCACUGAUAAUCCAACAGAAGUAUGAUAAGAUUGCUUUAGAAAUGAGCUGCUGGCCGCUAGAAAAAGGAGAAAACAAAAUCUAUUUUUAAAGUUGACUGGUCUUCUGUAAAGACACCUAUAUGUCUAGUUUGCAUUUACUUUUAUCAUACUUGUUAACAAAGAGCUUAAUUUUGCCAAAAUACACACUUGCUAAGAAGAAUAUCACUUCAGAUUUUCAAAAUCAGUAUUUCAUUUUACAGAUAUCAGGAGUGUUUACUUGCCCUAAACAUUAAAAUUGACUGAGAAGGUAUUAACGUUUGUGAAUCUCUUGUAGAAUAACAUUGUAAGUGUUAGCAAACUUUUAGAAAGACAUUGUUUGGGGUUAAUAGAUGUCAGGUAAAAGAAAGGUGGUUAAAGGGUAUUUUCUUUUGGUAUGUAUGUGGGGGGGGUGGUGCAUGUUCGCAAAACCCUUCAAAUUAGCGAUGCUGUAAAGUAAUCAGCUGUAGUUGUAUUUCCUGUUCAGUUACUGAGAAAAAAGCAGCAGGUAAGUGUUUAUUGCUGUCUGUCUACAGAUAUUGGAGCAAUGAAAGUUCUAUUUUGUACUGACUGUUCUAAAGUUCUGUAUUUGUUGUCAACAGCUGAAGAGAAGUAUGCCAGCGUACCUGGCUUCUUGGAAGGCUUCUCCGCGUGUCUUUAGAUCCUCCAAAUCGGGACUUAUGCCAAAUGUAGCCAGUGAUGGAGUUGUCUGUGCUCCGCUUCAAACGUUCACUGAAGAGGAGACAAUGAUGAAACAUAUGGUGAAAAAAUUUGCUCAGGAACAAGUUGCACCUUUGGUGCAAAAAAUGGAUGAGAAUUCGAAAAUGGAAGAAUCGAUAAUAAAGGGAUUGUUUGAACAAGGGCUGAUGAGUAUUGAGCUUGAAGAAGAAUAUGGAGGAACUGGAGCUUCAUUUUUUUCAACCAUAUUGGUGGUAGAAGAACUGGCCAAAGUUGAUCCAGCUGUAGCUCUUCUGUGUGAGCUCCAAAAUACAUUAACUAAUAAGUUGUUUAGCACAUAUGGAACAGAAGAACAAAAGAGAACAUACUUGCCCAGAGUGGCUAAAGAUAUGAUAGGCAGUUUCUGUCUUUCGGAGGCUGGAUCUGGCAGUGAUGCAUUUUCUUUGAAGACUCGGGCUGAAAAGAAGGGUGACUACUAUAUCAUCAGUGGCUCAAAGAUGUGGAUUAGCUUUGCAGAACACGCGGACGUUUUUUUUGUGAUGGCAAAUACAGAUCCUGCUUUGGGAUACAAGGGAAUUACAUGCUUCAUAGUAGAUCGCAACACAGAAGGGCUACAAGUAGGGAAGAAGGAGAAUAAGCUUGGAAUCAGAGCAUCCUCUACCUGCCCAGUAACAUUUGAAAAUGUUAAGGUUCCUGAGACCAGUAUCCUAGGACAGGUUGGGCAAGGCUAUAAGUAUGCAAUUUCAAUGCUAAAUCGUGGCAGAAUAGGUAUUGCUGCACAGAUGUUAGGAUUGGCACAGGGGUGUUUUGACCAUACGGUUCCCUAUACAAAGGAGAGAGUCCAGUUUGGGAAAAGCGUAUUUGAUUUUCAGGGGCUGCAACAUCAGAUAGCUCACGUGGCCACACAAUUGGAAGCUGCAAGGUUGUUGACCUACAAUGCAGCUCGUCUUGCAGAAGCAGGAAGGCCAUUCAUAAAGGAGGCAAGCAUGGCCAAAUAUUAUGCUGCUGAGGUUGCAACACUGACAACUAGUAAAUGUAUUGAAUGGAUGGGUGGAGUUGGAUUCACAAAAGAUUAUCCAAUCGAAAAAUAUUAUCGUGAUUGCAAGAUAGGUACGAUAUAUGAAGGAACUUCAAAUAUCCAGUUGAGCACCAUUGCAAAACACUUAGCACAGGAGUACUGAAACCUUAAGGAAUUCUUGACUGUUAGAGGAAUUAUUCCACUGAACAUUAAUCAUGAAUUGCACAUUUACCUGUAAUUAUAAAAUCACAAAGGACAUAAAACAAAAAUACGUUAUCAUAGAUGAAAUCAUAAGCAAAACCAUGAAUUCACAUUUCACGAUAGCAAGUACUUCAUGUGAACUCAUGAAUUCCGUAUUCAACUCCAAAUCAUGCUAAAAAUAUGUAGUUAUAGAUCUCUCUACCUGAGAGCCUUCUAAUGUAGUACAUUGAUUUAAAUUAUUAAAUUGGUUUAGAUUAUCCAGUGUAUCUUAAUUUGGAGAUUUCAGAGUGAAAACAAAAGAAGCAAAUUCUUGCAUGAUGCAAAAGGACAUGUUAAGCUGCCUAGAAGAAAAGAAGAUUCUCCAAGUGUAGCAGAAUUAUUGCAUAGGGUAGAGUUGCUGUUUGUUCUUGAUGGCCCUGUAUUAGCGUGGGGCACAGGAGGUGCGUGGAAAUAGAUAGUUGGUUUCCUCUCUCCCUGGCUGAGCGAUUCCUAUGGAGCUGCUGUAAUUGGAGUAAAUUUUAUAGCAACCCUUAGUGUAUUCUUAAGUAUAUCUUGGUAAUUAAGCCCCUCCAGCCCCAAUUUGUAGUAGUGAAUGGUGGAUAAUAUCUACCUCUCUUUCCAGCCUCCUUCAGUUGUUAAGGGUUUUAAUCUAAGGGGCUAUUUACAGUUUUCCUUUUAUAAACGGUUGAGUUGAAAUCUCUGUGAAAUGGGGUUAAAAAAGCCCUAGUAGUUUUGCAGAAAGACAGAGUUAUAAGGUAGGUAAUAGGAGUGCUGUAAUACCACCUCACAGUAGCUUUUCCAUGCUCAAUGCAUUUUACAUACUUUGAUCCUCCAAGCUUUCCUGAGAGUUAGUUAAUUUGCAGCUGAGAACUCUCUCAUGGAACUCAAUAGUUCUCUGCAAAGAGCAAAGUGUUUCUCCAUUUGAGAUAACUUUUCUGCUUUUGAGGAGAAAAAGGAGAAUUUUUAUAUAAUAUGUGUGUGCGCAUAUACACACACAUAUAUGCCUAUAUAUAUAUACACAUAAAUAAAAAUAUUUUUCCAGGAGUAUUUACUUUUUGUCCCUCUCUUUACUUUAGAUGUAUUUUCUUUACCAAAGAAGACUCCUCAGUGUUGGAGAACUAAUAAACUAAGAGUCAAGAGACUGAAAACUUAGUAUCUGAAAAAUUAUCAUUGAUAAUGAGAAUUUGUUCAAGUGUUUUGGGGAGACGAGGGUUGUGUUUUGGACAGUUUAGAAGAAUCUCAUUUUUAAAGCUUGCUAGUCACUGAUGCUUUGCUUUGAAUGGGGCUUUGACUGUUAGUCAGACUCCCAAAAGAUUUUCUAGUAAAGCCAGGGAAAAUGAGAUUUAGUAGGUAUGGUGUGUUUUGGGUGAAACAAGCAGACUGCAGUGCAUGGUAUUAAACAAAGGAAAAAGCAAGGAGGGACAGCACCACUGAGGUUGUAAAUGGUUGUCUAACCUGCUCUCAGCCUCAAAGGGAAGUAACUGCUUUAGUGAACGACUCUUCCCCCCCAUGCACACUUUGCCUGUUGAUAGGCAAAGGAUUAAUGUUGUAAUUAUCCUUGUGCUGAAGAAACAAGCACCUUCUGUAUUUGGUCAAUAACUAUGAGAUUUUCAAAAAUACAGACGUAGGAGGGUAGACUAGACGAUUUCUGAAGGCUGCUUCUAGCUAUGUUAUUAAAAAUGCAGUUUAGGUUGCUUGCAGGCUUUUUUCAGCUGAACCCAACUGCUAAGGAUAUUGUUAGACUAGAAUGAAGACUACAUUCACAGCAACAGCUAACUACAAUUACUCUACUCAACAUACUCUUACCUAUGAGUCUAAAAUGAGCACAAGCAAGCUACAAAAUGUUUGUUAUAUUGAAGAAUAUGGUGAGUUGUGCUAAUGUGAGAGGCAGUCCUUGGCUGCAGUUUAGCCUGCUUUGCUAACAUGAAUGUCAAUAGAGAUCAGGUUUUUGAUUCAUACUGUUUAAUAGGCUCCCUAGUUUGAGAUGUUAUCUUAGCCUGGCUUCUGGAGUUUUGUGCAAGUCGAGGAAGUGAGUAAGUGACAAUACUUACCUGAGCUAACACAGUAAUAAAAGCAAACCUGUUAUGGAUCAAGUAUUAUGGAGAAAAGUGCUGAGCUCUCUGAAGGACAGCUAAGAGCUGGCUGUUCAAGAUUAUGUAGAAGGGCUGUUACUUUGUACAGAACUGUCAGGAGUGUAUUUUUUAAAAAAUGAUCAGGACAAAUCAAAAUAGCGUGAUUUCCAGCAAUCAUAACUUGCAUGCUAUGUUCCAGGACACCACCCGAAUAGCCUUGUCAGCUAAUCGGCAGUUCAUCUCAGAAAAGCAAAGCCAAUACUUUGAUUACUUUUAUAGCUAUAAAAGUAAAUGUGUCUCAGUUACAUAUGCUGUAUUCUGUAAGUGCACAAUGCCUUCUGAAAGAAGCCGUAUGCAUUGUUUGGUGUUUUUCUACAAAGUUCUGUGGAGAAAUACGCAUGGAUGAACUGUGACCGCUGAGUUCCUUGCCGAGACUCCAUUGCUGUUUUAAAAGGGUAUAUACCAUUGUCUGGCAUUAGCCAUUCUGGGCACUGGCUGACUCUGGGAAGGGUCGACUUAUUUAAUCUCCCUAAGCCUGAUUCCCCUGCCACAGUAAUGCAGAUGUUGGUUUAAUAAUAAGGUGUGCUGUGCAUUUGUGCUAAAGAGUUAUUAGGAACUGCCUGCGCCCCCAAUUCAGGUUGGGAAAAGCAUCGUGGAUUGUCAUAAAUCACACUUCUACAUUUGGCACUGUUGGGCUUAGGACUGUUCUUAGUGGUUGCUACACCAGUGAUUCUAGCGCUGCAGGGGUGGUAUUGUGGAUGUUAUGAAGCUUUGUGUGAUGAGAGUAGGACUUAAAGCUACUUUAUGCAUAAACUAUAUGCAUAACUUUAUGUUAGUGAGUUUUCCCUUUAUAUGCCUCAGUCAACCCAGGCAGUCUAGUCUACUGCACUGGGGCCUCUUCAGUAAUAGAAUGUUAUGUCUGGGCUUUUCUGGUUAGAAAAAGACAUGUAUUGAGAAUGUAUAAAAAAGUGCCUGAAUGUGGUGUUUGGCUAAAUGCAGUGUUAGUACUGUGUAUCAGCUGACAGUUCUGUAAAAUAAUUAUUAUUUUAAAUCAUGUCCUGGAUUUUGCACUUUUUUAAUGGGACAGAAUGAAGAUAGAUAUUUUAGUACUGUUCUGGUCCAUGAUAAACCUCUGAGGCAGAUUUACACAGAAGGGUUUAAUUACUGCAUGGAAAAUACUCAAAUAUAGCAUUUUAUAUGAUGUUUUCUAUGCUGCUGUUCUUCCUUUUUUUUCCAUAUCAAGAUUAUGUUAGAAAAGUCUUACAUGAAACGUAAAGUAUGUAAGCUAUUUAAAGAUACUGAUGCAAAGUUUUCGGCUUAGACAAGAAUACUGAGGGAGCUUUUGGUUGCCCUUGUGGUCACCAUUGUGAUCACCAAUACUGAAAAAUAACUGAGAUGCAUGAUUUAGUGCAUUUCAAAUAACUGGAGAGCAUUUAAUGUUGUCCAAUGGGUAGAACAAAAGAACAGUAGGAUGAAAUUAAGAAAAAUAUAAAUUAGUUGGAUAUGAUGAGAAACUUAAUGAGUCAUUUUCAUUAGAUGGUGGAAUGAUCUAAUUAAGUUGAAAGCAUUAUUAUUGGAGUACUACACUAGAAUAGAGGAAGUACUUAAAAACGUACUAUAGGGACCCAUUCCUCCUUUGAAAGGGAGAGGAGCUGCUGAUGUGCUAGAUUAGAAGGCUCCUAGGAGAACAAAGUUUUACAUCUUUCCGUCCAUUUUCCAGAGAUUCCCUUUUGCAGAAAUUUGGUCUUUGAGAGCCUUUUACUAGUUAAAGAAUUUUCCAGUUAACAUAUAAUUACAUUUCCAUUUGGACAUCUUUUGGUAAGAGACCCAUUUCAAGUUCUUCAUACCAAGAGAACCUAGAUUUGAAAUGUAGUCUGGUUCUAAAGAAGCUGUCUGACUUGAGCCUGUUGAUUGAAUACAUGAGAACUGAAGAAACAUUUUUUUCUUCACCCCAGAAAGUAUUCACUGCACCAACAUGAUAGAUCUUAUAGGAGAGUUAUGUGAAAGUGGUUAAUGGCUACCACAAAUACUUCAUAAAUACUUACCUGUUAUGUUAUCUCUAUGCAAACUGUUGGAGGAGGCACAGAUCAACUGAGGGCUGAAAGGAAGAUGAAUAUGUAUUGUAUGAUUCUCAAAGAAUUCUCACAUGACUUUGUUUUGAAAUACUAUAGUCGAGUGUUUUCCAAAGAGUUCUCUUCCCAUCUGAGAUGUAACUCUAGAUCUAGGUAAAGCGGAAUGGCCGGAAGUCUUGUCUUUCCGGGAUUUGGCUGCCUAGAGCUAAGUAACAUGGUUAGCUGUACGCACAGGAUGAGCAAGAAGCAAGUACGUUCUUGGUUUGCUUGUAAUCAUUCUUUGAGUCUGUCUUGAAACUACACACAGUCAAACAUCAAUGCAUAGUUAAUCCAAAGUCCUAGGCUAACAAAUAGGAAUUACAAAAAUAUGCCAGUUUUUAAAUCAGUCACUAUAAUUAACAAAGUUCAGCUUAGCAGCAUUGCAGAUGUUUUCUUGUCUGAUAUUAAAGACAUUAUUAAGCUGCUUUGAAAUCUUGGCAUUUAUUAUCCUCUUUAAAAUAUUCUGUUCUUGUGUAAUAUCUCUGUAACAUGUUAUGUUACUAGAACUAGCCAGUGUGUUUCCUAAUAGCAUGUUUCAUAAAUCAGACUAUUCAAAUGUUGACUAAUCAUGGAUAUGUUGAAGUUCUAAAGGAUGUGUGAUAUGCAAUAUUACAUUUUUUCUGGUUUAAAAAAACCUUAAAAAUAUUUUUAAAUAGAAAUAAAGAUGUAAUAGAAAUAGUGUCUUAUUAGCUACAUUGAUACUAAUACUAGAGGCCUGUGCACAUAAAGAAAUGGCAGUAACUUCACUAAAUGCCUUGACUGAAAACAAAUCCUCCCGCCCAAACAGAAAACAGUAUCUCAAUAGCCAAGUAACCAAUGAUUUCAGAAGAACUCGUUAUCAAGUGUGUGCAAUGAGGAAUUUGAACAUCUAGACAAAUAUGUUCAUGAAAAAUUUUGUAGGGGUAUCUGGAGAAAAGAAAACUAUUACAAGCUGUAUGUACUACCUUGCAUGGUGCAGUGAAGGAAGAAAUCCUAAUGGCAACAGGAAAACCUAAAAUACAGCAAUAAAUCCUUAACUUCCA